AUGAUGUUUGAUAGCAUAAGAAGAGGAUUAGAUCAGUAUUUCAUUCCAGAAUUUAAUCUGACUAGACUAAAGCGGCCAAUUGAUGGUCUUACAGACAGAAAAGGAAAUUUACUCAAAGAAAUGACUGAAAAUAAUUUCGAAAAAUACAAAGAAUUUUUAAUUUAUGAAAAUAAAAAAAUUUUCCAAGAAUUACUUGAAGCCAAUGAUAUCAAAUCAUUCACCAAACUUGUAGAAUCUGGAUCAUAUCAGUUUACAAAUGAAAUUUCGCUUUCUGCCCUGUAUUCGAAUUAUAAUUUUUUCAUACUUUGCUCUAAGCAUCAAAAGAUCACAAAUAAUGUUGUAGAAAGUGCAUACAGUGGCGGAAAUAAGGAAAUUAUUAAGUACUGCAAGCAACACUAUGAUUUUUCCGAAGAAAAAUAUAUGAAAUUCUGUAUAAAAUACCAAAGGAACGAAUUGAUUGAAGAAAUGAUCGAAAAAGGUUUUGGUUGGACAAUAAACGAUGCAGUUCAUUCUCUCAACUACAGGCUGAUUCUCUUCUCCUUGUUCCUCGGGAAGAAAGAGUCGAAAGAAGAGGACGAAUACAGAAGAUCUAAUCUGCAUUUUUGCGGCCGUUUCGGAGACUAUCUGAUUGGAGAAUUCCUCGCUGAAAAGGGAUUUGACGUGAAUGCGGUUGAUGAUGACGGGAGGUCCGUCGCAUACGAAGCAGCGAGCUCUUCAAGAUUUUCUUUCUUGAAGAUGCUGAUUUCUAAGAAUGCUGACUUAGAAAAAAAGAAUAUUGACGGAAUUUCUGCUUAUAAAAGGGUAAUGAUGUCAAAGGAUCAGAGAACUCGUAAUGUUGUUUGUAAUAUGAAUAAAUAA
Messenger RNA from Trichomonas vaginalis G3, 858 nucleotides. Its product is annotated as Ankyrin repeat family. The record is from RefSeq and is a predicted model, not a curated record. Gene Ontology annotation, molecular function: protein binding. The transcript has a single exon. Lineage: Eukaryota; Parabasalia; Trichomonadida; Trichomonadidae. Bases 1 to 858 code for a protein of 285 amino acids.